Molecule: messenger RNA, 6537 nt
Organism: Xiphophorus maculatus (southern platyfish)
Lineage: Eukaryota; Metazoa; Chordata; Actinopteri; Cyprinodontiformes; Poeciliidae
Gene: ccdc134
Product: coiled-coil domain containing 134
Exons: 7
Coding region: 4393-5082 (229 amino acids)
Source: RefSeq, a predicted model, not a curated record
UACAAAAACAGUUUGUUUAUCCAAACACUUCUCAAAGUGUAGUAGAGUAAUUUUUGAAAUAUUUUAAGUAUAAAUAGAGUUUAUAAACAUAUGGUCCUUUACUUCCUGCUGUGAUACAUUUAUGUAUUUUCUUCUAGGUUGGUCAUCUUAAAAUAAUUACAUAAUAAAACCUUCAUUAUUAGAAAAUUAAUUGGGAAAUCUUUAAUCAACCAGGUUCUCCAUAGAGUUCAGUGAUAUAAUGAAACCAAAUGUGCUUGAUUAGUUUAUUAUCUUGCGAUAAUGAACGAACCAAACUGUUAUCACUACAUUUGCAUCAAAUGGUUCAAUAUAUUACUCUAAAUCAAGAUGAAAUAUUGAAAUUAAUUAUGACAAAACUCUUGAGCUUGAGUCCUUGUUGUCUUAAGAAAAUGACACAAUGAAACUGAAAUCACACCAAGAUAAGAUUUAGAAAUAAGGAAAGAGAGAUUGUAUUUGUGGGAAAUCAACUCAUCCAAUUAAUAUCACAGCAAAGUUAUCUUUAACACUUGUUUCUCAUUAAAAAGAAAAAACAGUAAACAUGAGAUAAAUAUGGCAUUACUGCAAAUAUGACAUUUGUGACACUUAUCCCAUCUCAAGAUUAUGACCUAAUCAAAAUAUUGUCAUUAUUUAACUGUCUUCAUCUUAUUAUCUUGAAAUAAUGAGACUGGGAAUUUAGGAUCGCCAUAAAAAUGAAAUCAUUAUGGUAACAAAAACAAAUCUUACAUUUUUGUAUCAAGAUAAUACAACAGUACAACUAUAUUUGGAACCAAGAGUUCCACAUCUUGUUAAACUGAGAUGGUAUAAUAAAAAGGUAAUGAGUAUAAAGCUUAAGACUUUGCUUUGAGAAAAUUACCUAAUUGAACUGUUAACACAACAAACUAGGUUUUGUGAUCUUAAGAUAAGGAAAUUUGUCAAACUUAAGAGAUCUUGAUCUCAAUGUAAUGGGAUAAAAAAAAACGUAUCUCGAAAAUGUCAUAAAAAUAAAAUGCUUAUUCUUAAUUAUAGUUUAAAAUUAUUGAUUGAGAACCAAACAAUCCGCAAAUUCUUACAAAGUUGCGUCUUUUAUGAGAGGUUGUGGGUUAGGAGGUGAAAUAUGUUUCAAGGUUUCCCCAAAACAUUUGCUAAGCCUGGUGGUUAGGGCGCUGAGACAGUCAUUCAUCCAGCAGCCCACCGUUUUUUUGAGUAAAAUUUUUUUUAAAGUUGACAGGAAAUUUAAAAAUAUCAAUUGAUAAUUAUGUGCUAUUGAAAUAUUGGAAGAUUAAUAUCUGAACACCAACUAUAAAGCCUUUAAAAAACUUAAAUAAGCAGUGCUUAGCCUGAUGAGGGCACAAGUAAAGCCUGGUGGCCCACCAGGCUUAUAAAACCCUGAUGAUUUGUACACAAUGUGGGGGGCUUUUUGAUGCUGACGGCACACUCAUACUAAACCCCAAUCGCUAUAAAAUAAUACAACAUAUGACAUUAAACGUUUUUAUUUUUAAUGGUCUGAAAUUUGAGUAAAAUGUUUGGAAGUUAAUAAUUGACAAUGUGUAGGAAUCAUGCAGGAUUUCCUGAUUGUGCCAGUAACCAUCCUGGUUUUGGUCAGAGGGCGCCAUCCUCUGCCGUCGAGGCGAAACAUUGAAGCUUCUUCUCAGCACUUAGUGUCAUUUAAAGGAGCUUUUCUCAAAAAGCUUGGAGGCUGUCCAAAUAAUGGUCCCUAAAUGAGCAAUUGUCUUCACUCAGCUUUCUUCAGGAACGCUUGUUUCUGCUGACUGCGAAAUAAAACCUUCUCCUGCUCUUUCAUCUUCGGAUGAGACACUCCAAUGACCGCAGAGACUUCCGCGGUACGCAGAAACGGCUGCUAAAAAAUGAAAUUCUCACACUCGCAUCUCUAGAAAUAAUAUCUCAAGACCUUCUUCAGAGUUGGAGCGUUUGAGCAGCUGCCAAGCAGCUGUCAGGAUGUGUCAGGAGCCCCCUGUUUAACAGAAGGCAGCUUUAGGGGAGGAAAUGAUUACUGUUUGUCUGUGUUAUCAGCUCUUUUAAGACGGAAAGUGUGACUUUUUCUCAUAGGACUCAAGUGAGACUCUCAAGGGGAAUUGCUAAGUCUGAAUUAACAUUCACACCCCGAGACAUUUGCUUACUUCCUAGUGCUUCAGAUUCGAGAACGGGCACCCGAGCUUGUAGAGAUUAACUCAGUUAGAGCAGAAAUCCAGUCCCACUUGCUCAUUAUCUUCUUCCACUGAUCCAUGUUGCAUUUGCUCUGCUCUCUGUGUCUUGGAGGAGGAUGAAAUAUUCACCAGGAGAGCUGUUGUUUUCCCAGAGGAGCCCCCAUCUUUACCUCGCAUGCCCUGUCCCGCUUCCCGUCCGCUCAACCUUUCCGAGCCCUCUCUCCGUCCUCCUCACGGUCUCGGCGAUGGAGCCCUUGCUAAAUUAUGCAUGCGUUAUGUGAAUUAUAUCCUGUAGUUUUUCAUCAAGCAUUGUUCAGUCCUCCUUCAGUUUUCUGCUAAUGGUAUCUAAAAAUGGGCUUCGGGAGGUUUCCAUUUAUUAGUUUCUAUUUUUAGCGCUCCUUCUCGUUUUUAUCUGUCGCUUUCAAAUGUUUUUAAAAGCUCCAGAGGAGGAAAGGAAAAUAGGAGUCGCAGACCAAUGAAAGUGUUAUAUAGACCCCGUGUUUUCAGUGGGGCUUGAGCCGAGCAGGAGUCCGUUGCAGAGAUUGUAAAAGUUCCUCUGGGGAUUAAGCGAGCGCCAGACAUCAAAUGUGUCUUAAAAGGAACAUAAGGGACCCCGUUUAUGAACGCCGGCUACCCUCUACUCCUCCAUAUUGACCAUAUAUCCCCUGUGUGUCUUUCUAUUACAUGUUGUACAAGUAUCAGAGGAGCCAGGGAGAUGGGCCAAGUGCUUUGGGAAAAGGAAUGAGAUAUCAUAUCGUCGUCUUUCAUUUCUGUGACGUUUCCACCAUGUAAACCAAUGUUUACAUGAGAGAUGAUGAAAUGAACGAAUGGUGGGUUGUGGUAACCUGUGAUUGUUUUACCUACCGAGACAACAGACUUGAUGUCAGCUUUUGUGUAGCUUCAAGGUGCAUUGCGCAGGAGAGUCAAGGCUGCAUUGUUUUAGUUUUCUGGCUUUUUCUAGUUUAAAGAGAACAAAAAAGCUUAAGAACAUUUCCUUUCUAGUGCUUUUGCAUGUAGUGAAAAUGAUUUGGUCUUCAGCAAUCUAAAUCUAAUCGCAUGUAUAUGAAAAAAUCCACAACAGAUUUCUAAACAAAACCGAGGAACGUUGUGUGGAAAAAUGAAUUAUAUCCUGUUUGUUUUCACUAGAUUUAGAAGGGAACGUUUUUCUUUUGCACUUUUUCUUUGCUCAUAGCAGAUUUGUUGCCACCUCUGUAGAAGCACUUGCUGUUCUGGAACGGGUGGAAAUACUAAAGCACAUCAGCAAGUAGUUUAAGGAAACAAUUUUCAAUCUGGCAAAAGUCACAAGACCAUUUCCAACCAACCCGAAGUUCUUCAUGCUACAACGACAAUAGUCAUUCACCAGUGGAAAACAUUUUAGGCCUUCCCUGGAGUGUAUUUUCCAGCAAAGCAGCAGCACCCUUUUCAGACUAUGCAGAGCACAGAGAAACUGCAAAAGACCCAGGAGAUGCGAAGGCCAUGAUCAUUUUUCAGUUUUCAGUCUGAAAGAAAAGGCUGAAAACUGGUCCAAGUUUCCAAAUGUUUGGCCAAUGCUUAGAUGAAAAACCAAUCUUAUCCACCAACCUCCUUAAAGGUCUGAAAAUCAACCACUGUCCCUUUUUGCUCUUUUGUGAGACAGACCCGCCCACUUUUUACCAGGACAAAAGCCUUUUUCUCUCAAAAGAAUAUGAUGGCACAAUUUCUUUUUGCAUCUGAAUUAGUUAUAAGCAGAGGAGAUAUGAAACUAAAGUAGAGAUGUUCAAUGUUUCAUGAAAAGUGAGGUUUCCAGGCACAGUGGUGGAGGGGUGAUGAUUAAUUAACUCGAUGUCAAAGUUGUCUGGAGAUAAACGCGAGAAAAUCAAUCCAAAAGUCAACACUUUAAUUUCCACAAUUAACAAAGCAGUGUCGUACAGAAGGCAAUUCCAUAGUUUUUCACAAAUUGCUUUUCUAUUUUAGCUUGUUCUGUGUUUAGUAAAUAAUGACAGUUGUAGUAUGCCUUAAUGUGUAAGAAAAGUGUGAGACUAAAGCUAGACUGAGUCUUUUUCCCGGCUGCCUCUGCUUCCACGGAGAAUUUUAAAGUUGCUACGUUAGACGAAGGAGCGAGAAAAGUCAUUUCAGUUAAAGUGGAAAAACAUCCGAGGACGCGGCUCAGGCAGAUUCCUAUCCUGUGGUUUAAACUGGAUUCGCUGGUCAUGUGACUUAAGGAGUGCUUCUCUGCUGCCCCCUGGUGACCAUGUGGAGCGUGAGCGCUGUGAUCCUGGCCCUGGCCGCCGUCGCCCUCGGCUCGACAGACCCCGACACGCAGAGACUGCGACACGACUCCAACUUGGAGAUCUACAAGCGGCUGUUUGAGACGAAGAGGAAAGAUCAGCUGAACGCCCUGAAGAACCUCGUGGAGCUGAACGACAUCAACCAGCAGUACAAGAUCAUAGACAUCAUGCUCAAGGGGCUUUUCAAGGUGUUGGAGGACUCGAGACAAAUCCUAGUGGCAGCUAACAUGCAGCCUGAUGCCCCCUUCCCUCUGGAUGAUAAGAUCAAAGAAGCUUACUCCCAUGUGGUGGAGAACACGGCGUUUUUCGGCGACGUGGCGCUGCGCUUCCCACGCAUCGUCCACCACUACUACGACCGCAACGCCGACUGGGGAGGGCUGCUGCGCUGGGGGCUGAAUUUCUGCAACCAGACUGGAGUUUUCACAGGAGGAGCCCACCAGCAUGUCCUCACACUCAUGUCACAGGAGCUGGGAAUCACGGAGAAAUCCCCAGAUUUUAUAAAUCCAUACCGCACAGAGAGAGACGAUGUUCUUCACACGGCCGAAGCUUUCCAGAAGAUCCUGAGGGAGGAGGAGAAGAGAAGGAGGAAGGAGGAGAAGAGGAAAGAAAUCCGGAAAGGCCCCCGCAUCUCCCGCUCUCGCUCCGAGCUAUAGCGCCACCCCUCGGCGGUGGCGAGGAGCAAGAGAACAGGAGCGGGAGGAUCUGGAGGAGCAAACACAGGAGUCCAAACGGAGUAGCCCGACAUGCAGAACUGCGACGACGGUGAAGGAAACAAAAGCUGCUGUCAAUUGUACCAUACAGAAGGGAAGGCGCUCCGACGGAAAGAACAGAGGAGCCGUCGCUGUGACACGAUAACGCGUUUAUUCAGAGGUUAGUCAGGUUCUGAUCGAGGCUCGACAUCAGCGCCGAUCUCUAAUUGGAGAAUCUAACUUUGUCCUCCAGGAGGAUUCUGGGAAAACAACGGAAAGUCAAACUUCCAGAGGCGGACGGAUUUAUUGGCACGCCUGGUAAAGAUGUGGAAAAGCAUCUUUUAUCCGACACUAGAAAAACCUGGUUCAUGCUCAAACCUGCUUCGAGUGUUUGUCGCUGAAAUCCCAAACUCAGCUACCAGUUAAAGUCCGAGCAUGUUUACAUUUGUGAUGUUAGAACCUAAAAAGCCCUUUUCUUGUUCACUCCCAAACAAUUGGAAACAGUUCAUUGAAAUUGAUCAAUUAAAAAAAAAUCAAAGUAUAAGAAAUUCUUUUUCCGUACUUGUUUUAAAGAGAUCACUACAAGCACCAAUAUUUGUCCUCUGUUGAUUUUGUUAGAGUUAUAAACUGAAUAAUAAAAUUUAGCAACAUUUUCUUAGUGCUAGAUCAUACUGUUGCGUUGAAAAAUAUAAAUUUAAAGCAAUAUACACAUCUUUACCUGGUGAGCCAACAUACUUUCCAGUUUCCUGCACUGUAUUGGGUUAUAUGGCUACUGAACUUUGGCAUAUUAUUCAUUUAAAAAGUUUACUUCAGAACUUUACAAACCCCUAAAUGUAUUGUCUGGUCCAGAUCUAAUAUGUGUAAAACCCCAUAUGCUUUAAAUAUGUGUCGUUAUUUAAACAAUUAUAAAUUUGACCUCAUUUAACCUUGGCCUGUUUUGUCAUUUUGAGAGGUACCUUUUUUUCUUUUAUUUUUUUUUGUAAAAAUGAAAACUCUCCCUGUAAUUGCUGCUUAAAGUUGUGGGGAUGGCUCUUAUUUUGUUUGCCUGAAAAAAAAAAAAACUUUAUGAUGUUUUUAUUAUUUUGAAGGGGAUCGCCUCCAUUUGCAUUCUUUUUUUUUACCUUGUAUUUGUUUGUGCUUAAAAGAUUAUUAACAUUUCUUUCUUUCUGUUCCAUCAGAAUAUAAAUUGUUGGCCUUCACCUUGUCUCUGUUAAACAUGUUUCUUGUUAUCUUACCGGAGAGUUUUCCAUUAUUUAAUGCUUUAUAUCUAUGAAACUGAAGAUCGGUGUAAUUUUUAAAGUGGUUGAGCGACUGUUAUAAAAAGUUAUAUGUAUAUUCAGAGAAGCGAUAUCAUUGCUGCAAGACCAACAAGCCAUUUUGUUGAGACAUAUGAAAUAAAGUGAUUCUGAUAUGUCCUAA